AUGCACACCAUAACUCAAGAACCUGUGCAACGAACAUUACAGCACUUGAGCCAUGCCAAUGCUGCACUCCAGCAUUGGUGUGCUCAAGUUUGGCGCCGUGACUUCUUAUACUGUUCAUUCACAGGUGAUGUCCUUAUCCCUGACCCCACAUUGACGUCCCUUGCUUCAAACCACCUGUGGAAAACACUUGAAGAGAUUCAUGAGGGCCUGCUUGCACCUUGGGCACUUGACAAGGAGCUGCGGGAAGCAGCCAAGAUAGAGAAGCGAGAGUUGAAGAGGCAGGCCACAGAAGCUGCAAAGUUGAAGAGGCAGGAGGAGGUCAGACGGAGGAGGAUGCAAGAGUCAUCAAGACGAAGAGCAGGGAUGAUACAAGGGCUAUCCAAAAAAAGCCUCGCACAAGCCAGAAGGAAAAUGUACCCCUUCCAGGGUUCUCUCAAUUUCAUGCCAAGCUUGACACUCUUGUCCCACAGACACCCUCACCGCAAACCGGCCCUUGUUUAUACACCAACUGGCCUGUAG
Messenger RNA from Serpula lacrymans var. lacrymans S7.9, 519 nucleotides. RefSeq lists its product as uncharacterized. Lineage: Eukaryota; Fungi; Basidiomycota; Agaricomycetes; Boletales; Serpulaceae. The transcript is spliced from 3 exons. The record is from RefSeq and is a predicted model, not a curated record. Bases 1 to 519 code for a protein of 172 amino acids.